Molecule: messenger RNA, 688 nt
Organism: Lolium rigidum
Lineage: Eukaryota; Viridiplantae; Streptophyta; Magnoliopsida; Poales; Poaceae
Product: 60S ribosomal protein L34
Exons: 4
Coding region: 57-416 (119 amino acids)
Biological process (GO): translation; ribosome biogenesis
Cellular component (GO): ribosome; cytosolic large ribosomal subunit
Molecular function (GO): structural constituent of ribosome
Source: RefSeq, a predicted model, not a curated record
GCCACCGCCGCCGGACCCGUCGCAGAGAGAAGCGCGCGACAGCGACGUCGGACGCCAUGGUGCAGCGCCUGACGUACCGGAAGCGCCACAGCUACGCGACCAAGUCCAACCAGACCAGGGUCGUCAAGACCCCAGGAGGGAAGCUCGUGUACCAGUACACCAAGAAGAGGGCCAGCGGGCCGAAAUGCCCGGUCACCGGCAAGAAGAUCCAGGGGAUUCCUCACCUUAGGCCCACUGAGUACAAAAGAUCCAGAUUAUCCAGGAACAGGAGAACUGUGAAUCGUCCUUAUGGUGGUGUUUUAUCUGGUCCAGCUGUUAGGGAGAGGAUCAUCCGCGCUUUCCUUGUUGAAGAGCAAAAGAUCGUGAAGAAGGUUCUGAAGAUCCAGAAGACCAAGGAGAAGCAACCAUCGAAGUGAAAUGGCUGAGGCCCUUUAUACUCAUGAGAUUUUUUGGAGGACACUUGGUGACAAGUGCUGAGUCAAGCCUGCUCAGUAUGCUAAGCUGGUGGUUUUCUGAAUUAAACAAGAUUUCAGUCCAUUUUCUUGUUUUGAUGGUGGAUCUGGAUAUUGUUACCCAAUGCUAUUACUUUGUGUUUGACCUGAGUACUUGGUUUAUACAUCACGGUUUUAGGAUAUCUUUGCAUUAUUGUCACGGUGUUGUUGUGAAAUGUUAUGUGUCGUUGCCUUGU